AUGGAGUGUCCUGCGAGAUCUUCUUCGGCCGCGUUUGCCUCCCUCCUUCUCUUCUUCGUCGGCGCGUUCGUAUUUACGCGCCUCCUCCUCAACUCCGAGACACAGACUCUAGUUGGUAACUCUGCGCAAGAUCCAAUAGUAACUACCACAGCAUCCCAAUUAUACCCUCAGAAAACCCCAGUUCUUCCCAAAACACCCCCAAAGCCACUAGAUAUCCCACUCGACUGCAUUGCCUACAACUUCACCGGAACCUGCCCCUCAAACUACCCUACCACCUCUUCACGAGACCAAGAUCCUAACCGUCAAUCCCCUCCCACGUGUCCUGAGUACUUCCGUUGGAUACACGAGGACCUGAAGCCGUGGGCCCACACUGGGAUAUCAAGGGACACGUUUGAGCAGGCGAACCGUACGGCGGCGUUCAAGCUGGUCAUCGUUAACGGCAAGGCGUACAUGCAGAGAUACGUUAAGGCGUUUCAAAGCAGAGAUACUUUUACGUUGUGGGGGAUCCUACAGUUACUGCGUAGAUACCCAGGGAAAGUUCCUGACUUGGAGCUCAUGUUUGACUGUGUUGAUUGGCCGGUCAUUUCUUCAAGCUCCUAUUCCGGUCCCAAUUCUACUGCCCCGCCACCGUUGUUUCGUUACUGUGGGGAUAACAACACACUCGACAUCGUCUUUCCCGACUGGUCUUUUUGGGGAUGGCCUGAAAUUAAUAUAGCUCCAUGGGAGGACUUGUUGAAGCAACUAGAGGAAGGUAACAGUCGAAGUAGAUGGGUGGACAGACAACCUUAUGCUUAUUGGAAAGGCAAUCCGGAGGUCGCUGAAACAAGGCAGGACCUCAUUAAGUGUAAUGUUUCCGAGGAACACGAAUGGAAUGCUAGAGUUUAUGCUCAGAAUUGGACUAAAGAAGAAAAGGACGGGUUCAAGAAAUCGGAUUUGGCAAGCCAAUGCAUUCAUAGGUAUAAGAUCUAUAUAGAAGGGUCUGCUUGGUCUGUGAGUAACAAAUACAUUCUUGCUUGUGAUUCCGUUACCUUACUAGUAACGCCCCGAUACUACGACUUCUUCAUGAGAGGUUUAAUGCCCGUUCACCACUACUGGCCCAUCAAGGCUGAUGACAAGUGCAGAUCUAUCAAGUAUGCAGUAGACUGGGGAAACAGCCACCAUGAUAAGGCACAAGCCAUAGGAAAGGCAGCAAGUAAUCUAAUUCAAGAGGAUUUGAAGAUGGACUAUGUAUAUGACUACAUGUUUCAUCUUCUAAGAGAAUAUGCAAAGCUCUUGCAAUUCAAGCCCACGAUACCUCCAGAAGCUAUUGAACUUUGCUCGGAGACAAUGGCGUGCCAAGCAGAAGGACUAGAGAAGAAGUUUAUGAUGGAAUCCCUGGUGAAGGGUCCUGCGGUCACUGACCCAUGUACCAUGCCUCCUCCAUAUGAUCCUCCAUCUCUUUUUUCAAUACUUCGGAAACAAUCAAAUAUACUUAAACGGGUAGAAAAAUUGGAGAAGAGUUACUGGGAACAUCAAAACAAGCAAUCAUAG
Messenger RNA from Argentina anserina (silverweed cinquefoil), 1530 nucleotides. RefSeq lists its product as uncharacterized. The coding region runs from base 1 to 1530 and encodes 509 amino acids. The record is from RefSeq and is a predicted model, not a curated record. The transcript is spliced from 6 exons. Lineage: Eukaryota; Viridiplantae; Streptophyta; Magnoliopsida; Rosales; Rosaceae.